Molecule: messenger RNA, 4288 nt
Organism: Alosa sapidissima (American shad)
Lineage: Eukaryota; Metazoa; Chordata; Actinopteri; Clupeiformes; Clupeidae
Product: aryl hydrocarbon receptor-like
Exons: 11
Coding region: 572-3496 (974 amino acids)
Biological process (GO): regulation of transcription by RNA polymerase II
Cellular component (GO): aryl hydrocarbon receptor complex; nucleus
Molecular function (GO): nuclear receptor activity; transcription cis-regulatory region binding; protein dimerization activity
Source: RefSeq, a predicted model, not a curated record
CACUGGACUGCAGGCUGUGAGGAAAAUACAUUUUUACUUUUGAGAUGUUUUAUUGGCUAGAAAACAACGUUUGGAAUUAUGGCAGCAGCUUUGAGUGACAGAAGGCCCUAGGCUACUCUUGUACUCUGAGUGAUCAUUGAUUUUUUUCUGUCAUAUGUGUGGAGCAAAUUCACAUCUUGAACACCUUCUUCAGAUUUAAUUAUUGUCACUGCAGUGUGUUAACUUCGACUUCCGGAAAAUCCAACUGAAAUAGCAAAGUGUUGUAAAAAGUGCGCCGUGCUUUGGCUUAGCGUUGCUUCGCGCAUCGCUGACAAGAAUCCCAGUUCCCACUGAGAGGAUAUAGGCCUACACGAAUUAUAUAAUCCAUGGAUGUAUUUACCAACUCAUUGUAAAUCACCAAGCGACGUUGACAUACAAGUGAUUCUGAACUACAAUCCUCUAUCUGCGGUUCUCAGAACUGAAUUGUGCCUUGGAGCACCUGCGCUGGACAUAAUUCUUGAUGAAUGGGAUACAUGUGCACAACACGGUGACGUAUUUAUAUUAAUCAGAAGGCUCUCGGUAGGGCCUAAUAAUGUAUGCUGGACGUAAAAGGAGGAAGCCGGUUCAGAGAGCGGCGAAACCACCCCCGACUGAGGCUGUGAAGUCCAACCCCUCCAAGCGUCACCGUGACCGGCUGAAUUCAGAGCUGGAGCGCCUUGCCAGCCUGCUGCCCUUUCCUGAGGAUGUCACUUCCAGUCUGGACAAACUCUCCAUCCUGCGCCUGAGCGUCAGCUACCUUCGAGCCAAGAACUUCUUCUCAGUUGCCCUGAAAAACCACACGUGCAGCAAUGGGGUGAUGGCCAAAGCGGGUAGCCAUGACAACGGCAAAGCUGCAAGAUUGGCAGGCGGCUGGAUGCUUGAAGGUGAACUUCUACUGCAGGCCCUGAAUGGCUUUGUCCUGGUCAUCACGGCUAAUGGAACAAUAUUCUACACCUCACACACCAUUCAGGACUAUCUGGGAUUCCAUCAGACGGAUGUCAUGCACCAGAGUGUGUUUGAGAUGGUUCACACUGAGGACCAGCAGGAGCUCAGGCAGAACCUCCACUGGGCCCUGAACCCUCCUCCUGCCAUCUACCCCACGCCUCAGCACUCUCCCACUGAUGGUCAACGAGGCGGCAACUCGUUGGUCGCCCCCCCCUGCAAUCCGGAGCAGCUGCCCCCAGAGAAUUCAUCGUUCCUUGAAAGGAGCUUUGUGUGUCGCUUCCGAUGUCUCUUGGACAACUCCUCUGGCUUCUUAGCUCUGAGUCUCCAGGGAAGGCUCAAAUUCCUGCAUGGUCAGAGCCAGCAAGGGCCGAACGGGGUCAAGGCCCCACCUGAGCCGGCUCUGUUCGCCAUCGCUACUCCCUUGCAAUCUCCCUCCAUCCUGGAGAUUCGGACCAAGAACAUGAUCUUCCGAACCAAGCACAAACUGGACUUUACCCCCAUGGCUUGCGAUGCAAAGGGCAAGAUCGUUUUGGGCUACACUGAAGCCGAGCUCAGGGUUCGUGGGUCUGGCUAUCAGUUCAUCCAUGCAGCAGACAUGCUCUACUGUGCAGAGAACCAUGUCCGCAUGAUGAAGACAGGUGAGAGUGGGCUGACGGUGUUCCGGCUCCUCACUAAGGACAACCGCUGGAAGUGGGUCCAGGCCAACGCACGGCUAGUGUACAAGAACGGCAGGCCUGAUUACAUCAUCGCCACUCAGAGACCUCUACUGGAGGAGGAGGGAGCGGAGCACCUGCGGAAGCGGUCAAUGCACCUGCCCUUCACCUUCGCCACGGGCGAGGCCCUGCUCUACCACAGCAGCCACCCCACGCGCGCCAGACAGCAGGGCGGUGGCGAGGGCAGCGCCAGGGCCAACAAAGAGCCCAAGGACACCCUGGACCCCGGCUCCCUGCUGGGUGCCAUGAUGAGCCAGGACGAGUCGGUGUACAUCAGUCAGCCGGCCACCGAGACCAAGGUGUCCAGCCUCCCGAGUCACCUGUUCGGCGAGCUCAAGGCCCAGCAGCAACGCUUCGCCGAGAGUGUGACAGCGGCCGAGUGCUCGGAGGUGUUCGAGCACUGGGAGCAGGCGAUGAACGGCGCCGGCCUGUCUGCCGCGCACGGGCUGCCCGAGAACGGGAAGAGCUUCGACCCGCUCCUGGCCACGCUGGACUCGCUGUCGCUGGGCGCGGGCAGUGGCGAGGGUCUCGGCGAGGGUGGCAAGGAGCACUGCUCGAACGGGGAGCUGUUCAGCGCUCUGGAGGGCCUGGGACUGAGUGCGGAGGACCUGGAGCUGCUGCUGCUGGACGAGCGGAUGAUCCGAGUGGAGGUGGACUCCGAGCGUGUGCCCACCCUGGACGACCUGCUCACCAGCGACGAGAUCCUCUCCUACAUCCAUGACUCGCUGGAGCACAGGGGGGACGCCGAGGGGCCUGUGUUGGCCCCCACCCUGCAGCAGCUUCCAACACCGCAAAUGGACACAACCCAGGUGCCUGACCCUUGCGUCACUCACGCUUCCGGCGUGAACAGCCAGUACCUCACUCAGAGACCACCGGUCGGUCAGCCUCCCAUCCUGACCCUGUCCCAGCAGAUGCAGCAGCAUUUGAGUUUGAAACAGCCCCCAACGUCGACUUUCGACUUGUGGGGACAGCAGGUCGCCCAUCCGGGUGUGGUUAACAGCAAUGGCCUCGAGCGGGCACUGGAAAGACACCCGGUGUCCAACGGCUACUGCUCAGCCAAGCACACACUGGUCACCAUGACUAAAAUGACCACUCAGCCUGAACUCCCACAGACAUUUUUGCUAAACCACAAGACCUCACAGCAGCUGGAGGGUGGCGGCAGCCAGCCUGUCCACUACCAGCAGUUCCCGUUGCCGCAACACACCCAGCACAACCAGUUUCCUCAGCUUCCUCAGUGCCACAGUAGCCAUAAGGACAGUACUGUUAGCGGACCACAGCCACCUUUUAAAACAGACCCUUUUGCCACCAAAGACCACUGGACAGGUUUCACCCAGAGCAGUCAAGGGGAGACCUUGAACCCGGGCCCCUGCCUCUAUAACGGACAUGUCCCCUCAACCUGCACCAUGGACUCCUGUGUGCACUACUGUAUGGUGGAUGUUCCUGUCACGGCCAAUGGGGGGACAGGAAGAGGGAAUGGGAUUCAUCAGAGUGCAAUGAAUUCUAUUUCGUCGUAUCAGGUCAAUCCGAAGGGCCAGGAGCAGCUAGCGCAGGUUUUGUCCAGCCUCUCGAAUCAGAUCUUGGGUUCAGGGCAGCCGUGUAGACAACUGUCCUCACUUGAUUCCUGUGGAUUGUUUACCUCAGACCUCAGUCAAAUUCCAGCACAACACAAGUUGCAGAAUGGCUGCCUUCCCAGUGCCACCCAUCCAGGAGACGGUGCCCUGCCCAGUGGCAAUGGACUGACAGUGCCCAACGGCAUGACCCCACAUCCCGAGUCGGUGCCCAGUUUUACUGACGCACAGACAUCGGGAUUCUUCCUCUGACAAUAACUGCAGCUGCAAAUGAAAGGAUAUUUUUUUGUGUGUGUGUGUAUGUGUGUGUGUGUGUGUGUGUGUGUGUGUGUGUGUGUGUGUUUUGCUCAUUUGUAAUGAAAUGGAUCUGUAUCAUCUGACAUGUUUACAACAUCCUUUGGAGUGGCCACAUGUGAGACCGACGUUGAGAAGACUUGUCAUCCAGCAUGAGUAUGAUGUCAGAAGUCAGCUGUUCUUCAAAUGUGCUUGUCUACGUUUUAAAAGACAGAGAAUACAGGCAAAAUGGGGAAACCCUGUUUUGUGGUUACUUUUGUGUCAUCAAGUGGAUCGGCCUAAUUUUGAUCCAAGAACCUGUCCUUUGCUAAGUCUCUGUUAACCCUCCCUGACGUGCGCUGUGAGCAGCACUUAUACCUCCCUGUAUAUUCCUUUGUCCUUUUUUGGUACAGACAGGACAGUUUACUACUCUCCUGAGACUGGAGGAUAGACCACUGGAGUUUGAGGGAGAAUGCACACGUUGUUUUUAAAGAGCCAUAAAUAUGUAUAGUCAGAAUGCUCAAAGGGCCCAUCUUUGUCCUGUCUGAGGCCUUUGUUUGUUUGUUUGUGUGUGUGUGUGUGUGUGUGUGUGGAGGGGGUGUGUGUGUGCGUGUGCGUGUGUGUGUGUGUGUGCGUAAGAACAUUUGUGUGUUAGUGUUUACACAGAAGCUGACCCUGAACGAUUUCUAAUGUCUCUAUACUGGAGAUCAUGUGACGAAUGAAUACACAAUUUUAUGUAUCUACAGUUUUACAUUUUGAGGUUGUUUUUUU